UGGAGUUCUCUGGUGAUAAGCUUUGUAGACUGACGUUAUUAUUUAAUAGGUGACAAAAGUGGGGCGUACAAGUCGUCACAUAAAGUCAAGUCUUCUGGAUAAAAAAUGUCCAUAUACGGACCAUUGCUGACCGUCCUUUUAGGCUUGUUUUUGAGCUGUGAUGCCUUAAAACGAGUAUGUUAUUACGGGAGCUGGACGUCACACCUCACACCGGAGGACAUUGACCCGAGUCUGUGUACUCACCUCAUGUUUGCCUUCUCAACCCUUGACGCCAACGGAACUGAGAUCAUACCAUUCGAAUCAUACGAGCCAGCCUUGUACCUGCGAUUUACAAAUUUAAAAUCUCAAAAUGCCAAACUAAAGACAAUGUUGUCUUUAGGCGGAUGGACAAUGGGUAGUAAAUUAUUCAUAGAGCUGGUGUCAUCAGAAAGUAACAUGAGGGAAUUUGCGUCAAACGCCAUCACGUAUUUAAGAACCUACAACUUUGACGGUUUAGACAUCGACUGGGAAUAUCCAGCGGCUCGGGGCAGUGGACCGGAGGAUAAAGCUAACUUUAUUACAUUGUUAAAGAUUGUCCAUAAUGCAUUUGUACAUGAAGCACACAAGGAAGAUAAGCCACGCCUUCUUCUGACGGCGGCUGUUGGAACGUCAGAAUUCAGAGUAACAGAAUCGUAUGAUGUUCAUGGACUUUCUAGAUAUUUGGACUUUAUCAACUUGAUGAUGUAUGAUUUCCACGGACAAUGGGAGGAUACAGUCAAUGUUCACAGUGCUCUGUACAGUGACAACGAUUUCAGUAUAGACCGAUUUGUCAAAUACUGGAUUUCUGAGGGCGCUCCAAAGAAGAAACUUGUUAUCGGUGUACCCUUCUAUGGGCAUACCUUUACCCUAGCUGACAAACAACAAGCUAGUAUGGGCGAUAACAGUACCGCCGGAGGAAGCAUGCCGUACUAUCAGAUAUGCCAGACAUUGACCAGAAACGAUACCAUACAUGUAAGACUUGACAGAGAAAGGGUUCCGUACUUCGUAUAUGAUGAUCAAUGGGUGGGGUACGAUGAUGCACAAAGCAUAAUGGAGAAGGCACAAUACAUCCGGGACAAUGGUCUAGCUGGUGCCAUGGUAUGGGCGUUGGAUCUAGAUGAUACCACAGGGGCGUGUGGAGACGGUAAAUUUCCAUUGAUGCAUGCACUGAAGAAGGGUCUCAUUGAAGGAUACCAAGUCGUUGGAUGAUGAAAUGAACUUUGUGUAUUUUGUUUCCUAGUAGACCUAGAUAUAAAUAAAAUUUGAUACGAAA
Messenger RNA from Mercenaria mercenaria, 1291 nucleotides. RefSeq names its product putative chitinase 1. The transcript is spliced from 10 exons. NCBI's taxonomy places the organism in Eukaryota, Metazoa, Mollusca, Bivalvia, Venerida, Veneridae. The record is from RefSeq and is a predicted model, not a curated record. Gene Ontology annotation, molecular function: chitin binding; chitinase activity. Gene Ontology annotation, cellular component: extracellular region. Gene Ontology annotation, biological process: carbohydrate metabolic process; chitin catabolic process. Bases 106 to 1227 code for a protein of 373 amino acids.